AUGUCUGCUCGUACUCCAUUCUUUGCGGCGGGGGGAGCGACCCCGCAGCAGGCGAAUCAGACCAAUAGUUCUUCUUCGUCUGUACACGACUCCUUCCGUCCGAACGGUCUCUUAUCCAGCUCCAUGCCUCACACUUCUGAUGCUUCUGAAGAUCGAACUGCCUCCCAGAAAUUAUCCGACAAAGUGGUUCGGCCUGAAGUCGACGCACUUUCUGACAUGUUCGGUACAAACAAGCCUCUUAACAUCUCCAAUUUCGCGAAGAAAACGUCUAUUCAACCCAACCGUCUUCCGUCGAGGACCAGAAAGUCUAUCGAGAAUACUUCCACUCGCACUUCCUCGCCAAAGCCCUUCUUGUCGGCUCAGCAAGCUCAUCGGCUUACCGCUCCUCGACCAUCGUCACCCUUCUUUGCCGGCUCGUCCGGCUUUGUCAACAUGAACAGUUUCAGGGCUCCGACCCUCCCAGCUCCUUCGAAACUUCAGUCAACGACUUCUGCAGAGGAAUUUGGCUCAAAUCAAGCGCAUAUACCCAACUCAGAGACCGAGUCGACUCUCUACGACGGCACUGAUGGACAACAUGUUGCAGAGAAGCAGUGCCAGCCCACUUCCGAGAACUUUAUGUACUCCCCGCCAUAUGGACCUGCUCUUGCUCAAAGCCGCGCACGCACAGCAUCCCAUCCAUCGCUCGAGAAGAUCCAAGAAAGCGUUGAAGAAGAAGGUCUGGAUGACAUCGGUGUACGAGAGCGGCUCACUGCCGACAGCGAAGGAUCCGAUUCAAAGCACUACACCGCACGACUGCCCCAGGAAGGCCGCGAAGAGCACUACGGCCAGACCUUGAGAAGGACUGUCAAGCGCAUACAACGACCCGAUGAAGACGAAGACGAGACCGAUUACGACAACACAACGAAGCGACACAAGAUUGAUUCGGCCAGCAUUCUUUCGGCACCUUAUUCUCGCAUGAGCAGUCCCGUGGUGCUGCACGUUCCUCAAGCUCGUAUGCCCCCGAAUGCCCAGCCAUCGCUCGAGUACCGACCGCCGUCUUCGGCGCACUCGCGGGGAGGCGAGAUGCAAGGCGCGCAUCAGGAACAAGAUGGCCAAGGACACGCGCUGCGUUCUCUCCUGGGACAAGAACUGGAUGCUUAUCUGAGAAUUCACGUGGAAGCAUACGAAGAAGCGAAGAAGAAGUAUUCAGAAUGCUCCUUGGAUGACUGGAAAGCCGCUGCUGAAGAGAUAGCGGGCAAGUUUGCAAAGAUGAUUGAUUUCGUCAAAGACCAUAUGAACUCCAAGCUGAUCUUGUACGCCUCUCUGCAUUCUGCAGUGGCCGACCACCGGGCGAUCCUUUCGGAGCGCGAGCAGACAUUGAAGGGAGCUCGGGAGAGUUUAGUACGGGAGAGCGGAAAUGUGGUGGGAGGACAUACUUCCGAUGGGCAGAAACAGGGAGAACGGGAGGGCUAG
Messenger RNA from Laetiporus sulphureus 93-53, 1452 nucleotides. RefSeq lists its product as uncharacterized. Lineage: Eukaryota; Fungi; Basidiomycota; Agaricomycetes; Polyporales; Laetiporaceae. Bases 1 to 1452 code for a protein of 483 amino acids. The transcript has 5 exons. The record is from RefSeq and is a predicted model, not a curated record.